This is a messenger RNA of Cucumis melo (muskmelon), 701 nucleotides long. RefSeq names its product actin-depolymerizing factor 2-like. Gene Ontology annotation, cellular component: cytoplasm; actin cytoskeleton. Lineage: Eukaryota; Viridiplantae; Streptophyta; Magnoliopsida; Cucurbitales; Cucurbitaceae. The transcript is spliced from 4 exons. The record is from RefSeq and is a predicted model, not a curated record. Gene Ontology annotation, molecular function: actin filament binding. Bases 36 to 455 code for a protein of 139 amino acids. Gene Ontology annotation, biological process: actin filament depolymerization.
CUUCUUCGUCGGAACUUCUUAUUUCUUCUCUCAAAAUGGCCAAUGCAGCAUCGGGAAUGGCAGUGGAUGAUGAUUGCAAGCUGAAGUUUUUGGAACUCAAGGCAAAAAGAACCUAUCGCUUUAUUGUGUUUAAGAUCGAGGAGAAGCAAAAGCAAGUUGUAGUGGAGAAAGUCGGUGAGCCAACACAAAGUUAUGAGGACUUUGCUAAAAGCCUCCCUUCAGACGAAUGUCGAUAUGCUAUCUACGAUUUCGACUUCGUCACGGAAGAGAACUGUCAAAAGAGCAGAAUCUUCUUUAUUGCCUGGUCCCCUGAUUCUUCAAGAGUCAGAAGCAAGAUGAUAUAUGCAAGCUCCAAAGAUAGAUUCAAGAGAGAGCUGGAUGGCUUUCAGGUUGAGCUCCAAGCCACCGAUCCAACCGAAAUGGGUCUUGAUGUGAUUCGAAGCCGAGUUGGCUGACCCUUAUACUAUGAUUCGAACAUUUAACAUCCAAUUCGGAUAAAAUACUAUCCAAUUUCCUUUCACAUCUUCUUUUCAAGGGGGAGAUAUUGGAGCAGGAUGGCUUUGAGAUUGAGCUAUGCUGUUCUGCUUCUACUCCAUAGAUUGAUAUACAAGAGGAGUGAACAUUUGUAUUUGAGCAACUAUUGAUGUAAUUUUUCUGUGUUCUUUUAGACUUUAAAAAGGUAUUAUUUGAUUGGUAGAAAA